AUGACAGAAAUUCCUGAUUCUGAAGUUCCAAAACAAAUUGAGAUAGUCAAAGCUGAUAUCAAGCGACUCCAACAGCUCAUUACAAAUUACAGUGAUCAACUUAGAGCUUCAGAUGAGCGUGUUAAAGAACAACAAGAUAAAAUUCGUGAAAUUAACAAUAAUAACAAAGAAAAACAAAGAGAAAUCGAUUAUCUGAAAACACAGCAAAACUCUCACAAUGAAUAUUUAGAUAAACAAUCAAAAAUAAUUUUAGCAAAAAUUGAUCUUGAGCAUCAAAAGGUUUUAGAGCAAAGAGCCAAUCUAUUUUCUCAAGAAAAGAACGGAUCUCGUGAAAUACAAGAUCUUGAAAACAGAUAUAAGCAUAAUAUUAAAUUAAAAUACGAAAAACUAGAAAAGAAGAAGCUCGAACUGGAAGAAGCCGAGCGCAAUCUUUCUCAUUUACAACAGGAACAAGAAGAGCAAAUUAAAUACAUUCUUAAACUAAAUCCUGACGAACCUCAAGCAAUUCAAGAAGAAGAGGAUGUUGAGGAAGAAAUAUCACCAGAAAAGAUAACAAAUGAUUCAUAUGAUAAAGUUAAUUCCCAAAUUUUAGAAAUCUUUAAACAACAAUUUGAUUUAAACCAUAAGCAUGAAGCGUUAAACAAACAACUCAAAAUAUUAACAGACCUAAAGGACGAAUUCCAAAAAUCUAUAUCACAAGAACGAGAAAAAAGUAAGCACUGA
Messenger RNA from Trichomonas vaginalis G3, 723 nucleotides. RefSeq lists its product as uncharacterized. The transcript has a single exon. The record is from RefSeq and is a predicted model, not a curated record. NCBI's taxonomy places the organism in Eukaryota, Parabasalia, Trichomonadida, Trichomonadidae. The coding region runs from base 1 to 723 and encodes 240 amino acids.